UACUACAUUUCCUUUUCAUUUUCAUCAGUAGAAAGAAACAGAGUCUCAUUAUCCAUCCAUGAAACUAAACUUAGCAUGAAAUGUUGCUUCCCGCACCCCACUUCCACACAUUCAUCACCCCUUCAUCAUCUUCUUCAUUCUUCUUACCCUUUAAUUUCCCAAAAUCAAAAACCCUAACUCCCUCCAAAUUCAUCAUCCGAAGUUCAUCUUCCAAUCCCCAUACCCUCCCUAAAUCCGCCAUUCAACGAAUCGCCGAUAAACUCCACUCCCUCGGCAUCACCACCGACCAAUCCAAUUCCAAUUCCACCUCCACCGCAACUUCAACCGCUGCAGGUGAAAUCUUCGUUCCGUUACCGCACAAUAUCCCGAAGCACCGCGUUGGACAUACAAUUGACCUAAGCUGGAGUACGCCGGAGAAUCCCGUUCCGGUUAUUGGAAAAGGAAUCGAGAAAUUGAGCAAGAAUGAGGUUGAGAGACAGAGAUUGGAGAGACAGAAAGAGAGGGAAGCGAAGAAGAGGAGAGUUCCGACGCUUGCGGAGUUGAGUUUGACGGAUGCGGAGAUUUUUAGAUUGAGGGAAUUAGGGUUUGAGAUGAAGCAGAAGAUUAAGGUUGGGAAAGCUGGGAUUACGGAAGGGAUUGUUAAUGGAAUUCAUGAACGGUGGCGGCGUUCGGAAGUUGUGAGGGUUGUUUGUGAGGAUAUUUGUAGAAUUAACAUGAAAAGGAGUCAUGAUAUAUUGGAGAGAAAAACUGGAGGAAUUGUUGUUUGGAGAUCUGGAAGUAAGAUAAUAUUGUACAGAGGGAUCAAUUAUAAGUAUCCUUACUUCCUAUCAGAUGAAGUUUUGAGAGAUGAUAACAGUGGUGAUUCUUUGCAACAUAUGGAUGGCGAUGCCUUGCAACAUAUGGAUGAUGAUAAUGAAAAUUGCAAUGAAAGAGAGAGUCAUUCGUCUGAAAUGAAUUCAGCCACACAUGCUGGACAAAGUUCAAACAUCAAAACCGUAAGACCAGCUUUGGUACAAGGAGUUGGCACUCCCAAUAAAGUGAGAUUUCAACUUCCAGGUGAAGCAGAGCUUUUAGAAGAAGUAGACAGCUUAUUAGAGGGCCUCGGGCCUCGAUUUACUGAUUGGUGGGGGUAUGACCCCGUGCCUGUUGAUGCUGAUCUUCUACCUGCUGUUAUUCCUGGAUUUAGGCAGCCUUUUCGCCUACUUCCAUAUGGUGUGAAGUCUAAUCUAACGGAUGAUGAACUGACCACAUUGAAGAGACUUGGCAGACCUUUACCAUGCCAUUUUGCAUUAGGUAGAAACAGGAAACUACAAGGACUCGCUGCUGCAAUUAUCAAGCUUUGGGAAAGAUGCGAGAUUGUCAAGAUUGCAGUAAAAAGAGGUGUGCAGAAUACUAGUAAUAAGAUAAUGGCUGAAGAGAUUAAGUAUCUGACUGGAGGAACUAUCCUUGCUCGAGAUAAAUAUGUUAUUGCCAUUUAUAGAGGAAAGGAUUUCUUGCCUGCCGCAGUUUCUUCAGCAAUCCAACAGAGGAGAUAUGAUUUAAUAAAUAAAGUGAAGGCUGAAAACAGGUCAUCAGUUACAGCCUCUUAUCAUUCUGCACAAAAGGAUGUGACAAUCCUUAAAGAUAAAGAAAUCAUUGAAAAACGAAUAUUGACGAAGGCUGAGCUAGCUAUUAAAAGGACUAGCAUCAAAUUGUCACAGGCGUUAGAGAAGAAAGAAAAGGCUGAAAAGCUUCUAGAAAAUCUGGAAAGAUCCGAGAGUCUUCAAGAACAAGAAAUAGAUAAAGAGGGUAUUACUGAAGAAGAGAGAUACAUGUUGCGGAGAAUUGGCUUGAAGAUGAAGCCCUUCUUGUUGCUAGGAAGACGGGGGGUUUUUGAUGGAACAGUGGAAAAUAUGCAUCUUCAUUGGAAAUAUCGGGAACUUGUGAAGAUAAUAUGUAGCCAAGGGACCCUGGAAUCUGUCCACCACGCAGCUCGGACAUUAGAGGCAGAGAGUGGUGGAAUAUUAGUAGCAGUAGAAAGAGUGAUCAAGGGCUAUGCAAUCAUUGUUUAUCGUGGAAAGAAUUAUAGUAGGCCUGAUAGUUUGAGGCCACAAACACUUCUAAAUAAAAAACAAGCAUUGAAGCGUUCUAUAGAGGCACAGCGUCGUGAGUCGUUGAAGCUUCAUGUUUUGAAGUUAGAUAAGAACAUAAAUGAAUUGAAACUUCAAAUGGUUAAAGAGGAGGCCAGCAGUAAGCAGAUAGUUGAGGAGUUAAGAUCUGACUUGGCUACAGACAACCAUGAAGCUAGUUCGAAUUCCAUAAAUUGCAAUUCUCCAAAAGAAGCUUCGGUUGACAAUCAACAACCUACACAGGAGCAGCAGAUUGAUCUGAUUGAUAGUGGUGGCGUGCGUCAAGGUGAACCAGAAUCCUGGGCUGGUUUUGUUCAUCAAGAAAGACAGUUGGAUGAAGCAAGUGACUCUGUGGUUGAUACUGGGCAUAUUGAGCUGAUUGAUAGUGGUGGAACCUGUCAAGGUGAUCCAGAAUCGUGGGAUGGUUUAGUUCAUCAAGAAAGACAGUUGGAUGAAGCAAGUGAGUCUGUAGUUGAUACUGGGCACAUUGAGCUGCUUGCUAGUGAUGGAACCCGUCAAGGUGAACCAGAAUCAUGGGCUGGUUUUGUUCAUCAAGAAAGACAGUUGGAUGAAGCAAGUGAAUCGGUGGUUGAUACUGGGCAUAGCGUCUCUGAUAACAAAGGAAUGGAAGCAUCAAUCACAUCCAAAAGUGAUCCUGAACCAUCGGCUCCGGUGAUGAAUAAGAGUUCAAACGAGUUUCCUUUUAGAUAUUCAUCUCUUUCCAACAGAGAGAGACUUCUUCUUCGAAGGCAGGCCUUAACGAUGAAAAAGCGACCUAUCUUCUCCAUAGGUAAGAGCAAUACUGUGAAUGGUCUUGCGAUAGCAAUCAAGGAUCACUUUCGGAGGCUCCCUUUUGUCAUAGUUAAUGUCAAAGGAAGGGCAAAAGGGACCUCAGUUCACGAGUUGGUGUGCAAACUAGAGGAAGCAACAGGUGGAGUUCUAGUCUCUCAAGAGCCUAGCAAAAUUAUACUUUACAGGGGUUGGGGGGCAGGAACAAAUCCCCGCGCUAAUUUAAAUGAUAGUAAAGUAGCUAAAGAAGGAGGAGCAAACCCGAGUGUGUCUCCUGAACUGUUGGAAGCUAUCAGAAUCGAAUGUGGAUUAACAAACAGAACAUUGCAACUCGUUGCUGAUCAAAUAUCCACAAACAGAUUGCCAUAAAUCUUUCAUCAACACUGUUUGUAAUUGUAUCGAUGGUGGUUGUUCCGGUAUGAUUUAUAGAAAGAUGGAGCUAUGUAGUCAUCGAGAAGCCAAUCGAUGAUAGCCAAUGAUUGAUAUUGAAAAAUUUGAGGGUGUCAUCGACGUUUGAUUGUUGUGGCAAGGGAAAAACCGAAGAAGAACCGGAAAAGAAAUAUACUGCAACAAGAAAUAGACAGUGGGAGAAUCUUAAUCUUGAAGCCAUUCUUGUAUAAAGCUUAAGAAAAAUACUACAUCCGGUUCUAUUAACAAUAAGAGCUUAUGUCAAAAAAUAUCUUAAGUACUACUUUGUCCUUUAAUAUGGGCUUUUGUUGAUUAUAUCACGGGAAUUAAUAAAGUAGUUAGUAAAAUUAAAUACUA
This is a messenger RNA of Trifolium pratense (red clover), 3662 nucleotides long. RefSeq names its product CRM-domain containing factor CFM2, chloroplastic. Gene Ontology annotation, biological process: RNA splicing, via transesterification reactions. Gene Ontology annotation, molecular function: mRNA binding. The coding region runs from base 81 to 3266 and encodes 1061 amino acids. The transcript is spliced from 14 exons. The record is from RefSeq and is a predicted model, not a curated record. NCBI's taxonomy places the organism in Eukaryota, Viridiplantae, Streptophyta, Magnoliopsida, Fabales, Fabaceae.